Messenger RNA from Penicillium nucicola, 606 nucleotides. RefSeq lists its product as uncharacterized. The transcript has 4 exons. Bases 1 to 606 code for a protein of 201 amino acids. Gene Ontology annotation, cellular component: mitochondrion. Gene Ontology annotation, molecular function: oxidoreductase activity. The record is from RefSeq and is a predicted model, not a curated record. NCBI's taxonomy places the organism in Eukaryota, Fungi, Ascomycota, Eurotiomycetes, Eurotiales, Aspergillaceae.
AUGACAAAGGUUGUUACUCGACUACUUGACUCACGGCCCGACAGCACCCGAGCACAUGACAUCAUCCAGGAACUGAGCUUCUUCCACCUCACCUCCGCCUCCAAUCCACCUACACAACCCCAAUUACAACCCUCAACCGCCAACAUGUUCCGCUUUAGCAAAACCCUCGACCCAAUCACCCUCUUCCACUCGCCCAAGUUGGCAGCCUCAACAAGAACCCUCAACAUCCUCAAACAAGCCUCUGCAUCAGCUGGUGAAACCGCCACAGAAGACCAAGCCAGCGACCACUCCACCCAUGCCCAGCAGCAGCGCGGCGAGUUCGAGCUCGAGGUGACCACCUCGCCCCCGACAACCGACCAGCUGCGCAGUAUCCUGGACUAUAUCUCCCCUGUCAGCGGAGUCGGCGGUCAAGGCAACAAGACUACGUAUGGAGUUGCCGAGUUGGUGAAGGGGGCUCGGGAUGCGGAGGACGCGCUCAAGAAGUUCAAGGAGGACAAUGAGACGUUUACCCGGCCUGUGACUGUCGACUGGGUCAAUGGCCGUGCUGUCAUUGGGGAUGCCGAGUCCGAGAUUCUGCGUAUGGUGCGCCAGCUUCCCGUCAACUAA